Molecule: messenger RNA, 1252 nt
Organism: Brassica rapa (field mustard)
Lineage: Eukaryota; Viridiplantae; Streptophyta; Magnoliopsida; Brassicales; Brassicaceae
Product: peroxidase 21
Biological process (GO): response to oxidative stress; hydrogen peroxide catabolic process
Molecular function (GO): peroxidase activity; heme binding
Source: RefSeq, a predicted model, not a curated record
AAGUCCCUUGAACUCUCUAUAUAACCCUACUUUGGUACACAUAAAAGAGACACACCAAAUCACCAAUCAACAAAGUAGAAAAAGAAAAGAGAGAGAGAUGGCGAAUGCGAAGAUGCCCUUCUGUCUUUUGGCCUUCUUUUGUCUGUUAUUACAGUUAUUUUCCAUCUUCCAUAUCGGGAAUGCGGAACUGGAGAUGAAUUAUUACAGAGAGAGUUGUCCUAGAGCGGAAGAGAUAAUCAGACAACAAGUGGAGACGCUUUACUACAAACACGGUAACACAGCCGUAUCUUGGCUCCGUAAUCUCUUCCAUGACUGCGUCGUCAAGUCGUGUGAUGCGUCACUGCUACUAGAGACAGCGAGAGGUGUGGAGUCUGAGCAAAAGUCAACGAGGAGUUUUGGUAUGAGAAACUUUAAGUACGUUAAGGUUAUCAAAGACGCACUUGAGAAAGAAUGCCCUUCCACAGUCUCUUGCGCUGAUAUUGUUGCUCUCUCUGCUAGAGAUGGUAUUGUCAUGUUGAAAGGGCCAAAGAUAGAUAUGAUCAAGACAGGAAGGAGAGACAGUAGAGGAAGUUACUUGAGUGAUGUUGAGACUCUAGUUCCUAACCACAAUGACUCCCUCUCCUCUGUUCUCUCAAACUUUAACUCCAUGGGCAUCGAUGUUGAAGCAACCGUUGCUCUAUUAGGUGCUCACUCCGUUGGUAGGGUCCAUUGCGUUAAUCUAGUGCACCGGCUAUACCCAACGAUUGACCCGACUCUAGACCCAGAUUACGCCCUUUACUUGAAAAAUCGUUGCCCAAGUCCAAACCCGGAUCCGAACGCAGUCUUAUAUUCCCGUAAUGACCGUGAGACUCCCAUGGUUGUGGACAAUAUGUAUUACAAGAACAUCAUGGCUCAUAAAGGGCUCCUUGUCAUCGAUGAUGAGCUAGCCAGCGACCCGAGGACGGCACCUUUUGUGGCCAAGAUGGCUGCGGACAAUGGUUACUUCCAUGAACAAUUCUCACGCGGUGUCAGGCUCUUGUCCGAGACCAACCCUCUCACCGGUGACCAAGGGGAGAUAAGGAAGGAUUGUCGUUAUGUGAACUCUAAAUGAUUAUAAUGUUGUGAAAGAUAAUAAUAAUCAUGUGUGUGUGUAUGAAUGUAUGUAUGUAUGUAACUAUGUAUGUUAAUGGUUUGAAUUCAAUAAGAAGAAAUAUCAAAUCAUUAUGGAUUGAGAUAUAAUAAAAUCGUCUAAAGGUCCGAUGAGUUUUUUUUU